Cydia pomonella (codling moth) is the source of this 1915-nucleotide messenger RNA. It is a transcript of the gene Vkor, whose product is annotated as vitamin K epoxide reductase complex subunit 1-like protein 1. Gene Ontology annotation, biological process: vitamin K metabolic process; peptidyl-glutamic acid carboxylation. The record is from RefSeq and is a predicted model, not a curated record. Gene Ontology annotation, molecular function: vitamin-K-epoxide reductase (warfarin-sensitive) activity. Bases 1375 to 1842 code for a protein of 155 amino acids. Lineage: Eukaryota; Metazoa; Arthropoda; Insecta; Lepidoptera; Tortricidae. The transcript is spliced from 4 exons.
UUGUUAUGUUAUUAAAGGUUAGAUUUGACAAAUCUACGCGAUAUCGUAGAUGACAAGAACUAUAAGGCCCUAAGGACAAGUGAAUUCAAGAUGUAACCGUUUUUGGACCUAAGGGUUCUGGUUUUUAAUUCAACACAGGUACGGAACCCAAAUAAGGAUUAACGUGGGAAAAUACUGAGUAGGUUCAUGACUAUCAGAUUUUUUUAUCUAAUGCUAUUUUAUUUAUCUUGUUGACGUAAGUAUAGGUAAAACGUAUGACGACGCCGAAGUUUUUAAUUAGUAUUGUUUAUCUGACCAUGACUUAUAAAUAAUAAUUUUUAUUAGGUAAUAAUUCUCUCGUCUUAUAGGGGUUUUAACUUAACAAUGGACAGGAAAUGAUAUUAUUUUACGUCGUCGACCAUAUGCUGGCGGAUUGAUCUGUAAUUUCUACAGAAAACCCUUUUCUUGUAAACAAUUACCUUACGUUCAUUGUAAGCAAAAAUUGCAUAAGCAAACCGCAUGUGGCGAAUUAAAUAGGAGCAAAGGAACCUGUUCCAGCAUUUUAGUACGCGUACGGCGUUCAACGAGCCACAAACGGCAGGCCUGUCGCCAUAAUUUAAAACGAUAGCGCGGAAUGUAGUUUUAUUGUGCACAUGCUAACAUACCUACUCAACAUAUUGCCGGUUGUGGACGGCGAUAAAUGAGUACAAACGAGCGAAAGCCACUUAGACGAAUUUACACUUUGUGGGAGACCGCUGCACCGAGCGCCGAGAUCGCUCCUACGAAGUACGAUCUCGUCAGCUACUAUCUACUGUUAUUAUAUGGGUAUAUGUAACUACUACCGUGUCUAUAUCUAAAGCCAAUAGUACCUUUACCUUAACUUUUAUGGCAAAAAGCAUAGGCCACUAAAAAUCCACUUACGACUGAUCUUUCUUUACACUAGGGUUCAUUCAAUAGGUCAAUGCACUUCCGAGGCAACGACGUCCAAAGCGAUUACAAGGCGCUGUUUUUGUAAUGAGAAUAUGAAAUAAAUACCAAUUUAAAUGUCCAAUUUGCGAUCAUCGUUGUAAUUUUAACUUUACGAUAAUUGUUUGUUAAAUUUGUAGGAUUCUUCACGAGAUUUGUUACAUAGGUGAUAAUGAGGUUGUAGGCUACAAUGUAGCCAAAUGCAACACUGUAGCGAUAAUAAUAUAAAACAAACAAUCAAAUAUGACCAUUCAUCGAUUGUAACAGAGGUUGUGUAAAGUAUUGAAGCGUGUUCUAAUAAGUGCUUGUGUGUUUAGAAAGAAAGGCCAAGCUAUAUUGACACAGUAAUCAGCAGGCACAAUAAGUCUACAAUACGACUUAUACCUGGUCGUGCGCUGCAUCGUGAUAACAGACGGUCCUAUUUUCAAAAUGGGUAAAAAAGGUUUAGACAGAGCUAUCAUAUCGGCAGCGAUAGUCGGCAUCCUGAUAUCCACGUACGCCUUGUUCGUGGAGAUGACCGCUGAAGCAGACCCCGAGUACAAGGCCUAUUGCGAUCUCGCUGAGAAAGCCAGCUGCUCGAAAGUUCUUACGUCUGAUUUCUCCAAAGGAUUUGGCAUGGUGUCGAAAGGGUCGGCGUUGGAACUUCCGAAUUGCAUCUAUGGAAUUGUUUUCUACUGCCUAAUGAUUAUUAUGACUACCUACGACGACCUGACGCUGGUGCGACUACAGUUUUUAACUGCAGUGAUAUCGGUUGUCACCUGUGGUUAUUUAGCCUACAUUUUAUUAUUUGUUCUACGAGAUUUCUGCGUGGUUUGUGUCUCCACUUACUUUGUAAAUGGUAGCAUAGCCGCAUUAGUCUAUAGGAAAUUGAAAUAUGUGCUUAAAAAAUGUCGAUAAAUAGAACAUAUACAUACUCGUGUGAACUGUAAAGAAAUAAUUUAUUCAAAUGAUUAAAAGUUUGUAAAAGUGA